UCGCCGACGCCCCGUUCGACACACGCGAGGAUGCAGGUCACCGCUUCCGCGUCCCGUACCACGAUCGUUCCCGCGAAGGUCGCCCGCGCGACCCGCCGCGCGUCGCGCGUCCCCGUCGCAUGCCGCGCGUCAUCCACGAACGAUCGUGACGUCGGCACUUCAACCUUGGCGGAUCGAUGCGCGCGUCUCGCGACGUCCACCCUCACCGCCGCGGCUCUUCUCGCCGCCCCGAUCGGACCCGCGCACGCCAGGCUCGAGGGCGUCAACAACCCCCAGAUGCUCCCCCCCGGCCCGCCCCAGGAGGUCCUCGACGUCGCGGGCUACCUCACGAAAGGCGAGAUCGCGCGGCUCACCACCGAGGUGCGCAACCUGGAGAAGGACACCGGAUACAAGCUGCGGGUCCUGGCGCAGGCCUAUCCCAAGACCCCGGGGCUCGCGGUGAAGGACUACUGGAACGUCGACGACGAUACCGUCGUGUUCGUCGCGGACCCCGGCUUGGGGAACAUCCUCAACUUCUCCGUCGGUCACAACGUGGAUCUCGACGUGCCGCCCUCGUUUUGGACCAGGCUGAGCGGCAAGUACGGCACGAAAUUUUACUGGCAGGAGAAUGGCGAGGAGGCGUCAAUCUCCAACGCGGUGAGCGCGAUCGACACCUGCUUCCGCGAGGAGCCCGGCAAGUUGAAGUGCUCGAAGGUGCAGGGCGAGCUCGGGGAGGAGCCCAGCAGCGGGAAGUUCGGGAAGGCGUGGUUCGGAUCGUGAAUCCGUUUUUGUUCGUCUCCAAUUUACCUUUCAACUACUCUUACGCCACUAACUUAA
Molecule: messenger RNA, 816 nt
Organism: Micromonas commoda
Lineage: Eukaryota; Viridiplantae; Chlorophyta; Mamiellophyceae; Mamiellales; Mamiellaceae
Exons: 1
Coding region: 31-759 (242 amino acids)
Source: RefSeq, a predicted model, not a curated record